Molecule: messenger RNA, 4100 nt
Organism: Lates calcarifer (barramundi perch)
Lineage: Eukaryota; Metazoa; Chordata; Actinopteri; Centropomidae
Product: dynein axonemal assembly factor 8
Exons: 26
Coding region: 99-3977 (1292 amino acids)
Molecular function (GO): dynein complex binding
Source: RefSeq, a predicted model, not a curated record
CUCCUCUUUCAAAAUAAAAGCCAGGUGCUUGUGAGAGUAAUAUUGUGAACUUAGGCAGAGCCAAGCUGGAUACUUCUGUAAAACCAAAUGUGGACAGCAUGAAAUCUGAUGCUGGUUUCCCCAUCCUCUCAUUUGCGAGGCUCGACCAGUGGGAUCUGGAUAAUGUCCUCCAUAAUCUGAGAGAAGAUGGGCUGUCUCUCUGCCAACGUGUGUCAGUGGAACCUGCAAAAACACAUGCGGAUGGUGACAAGUCCAGGUCCCAGGAGAAUAUAAUGGAGAGGCUAGUUGCUUAUUGUAAGAGCCAGUCAUCUAAGUCUGUGUCAGAGCCUGUGAAAGGCUCAAACCACAUCAGACAGAAUAAUGUGUGGAACACAUCACUGGAAAGGAUGGCAGCAGAGUUGCAGCUAAGUCACCAGGAAUGUCCUACUGUUUAUAUUGACUUGCGUUGCCCUGAUCCUUCAAUAAAACCACCAAGAACAUCCCCAAAUCUUUCAUCAAAUUCCAAACCACCAUCCAAAUACAGCACUCACCAGGAAGCACCACCUGCACAGAAACCAAACCUUAAAGCGCAUGCCGGAUCGCAGAUGAGGGACUGGGAAGUGACUGGCAAGAGUGCGCUACUUCACAAAAUAAGGGAGAUGAAUAGAAAUGGGAAUAAAUAUCCUGAUAAAUAUACAGAUCCACCAGAUUCAGAACUAGGAAAUGAAGGAGAAGAACCGAAAGACGAGCCACCUCAGCCUGCAGAGUCUGCAUGCAGCCAUGACUCACAACAUGUGUGGGUAGAUAAACAAUCUUUCCCUGUACAAUCUGAGACCAGAGAACCUAAAAUGGAAAGCCCACCAACUGUUAAGCAAAGUUCAAUUAAAGAACCAAAGCAACAGAGUAACCAACAGAGACAACAGCUUAAGCCGACAUUACAGCGUGAACAACACCAGCAAAUUCUUAAGCAGCUGGAAAUGCAUCGUCCGACCACAUCUGUCUAUCAGAAGCAGGCAGCUGCUGAAAGGACUGAUGUUCUUUAUGAUUCUGAGGCAUCUCACUUACAACCAGUCAACACACUACCAGAAGAUAUUGAAAGUAAGGUCUGCCUGCUACUGACAGUCAACCUCUCUGGUCCCGGGAUGGUCGGAGAUGGAGCUCGUGGAAAAAGACAUCCAGCUGCAACCAAAUCACACAUCUACAACACUUUAGUGGCUUGGUUUCUGUCUUUGGUUGGCCCAGACAAACUUCUCAAUGAUGAUGAGGGUGAUGCACAGGUCCCAUUCUGGGUUGCAGGACUGCAGCAGCUGUGGACAGAGGACGGACUGGUUUUGCAUGUUUUAGCUGUGGCUCGUCACUGUUAUAAACCAAGGAAAAGGGUCAUAGAUGUCCAUACACCCUUCAAUAACCAUGUCUGCAGGUUCCUCUCUGAGACCUCACUCGCUCAGAUUGCCCCCUGGCUCCCUGAGCUCCAGAUCUUGCUGGACCAGCAACCCUAUGCAUCACCCAUCCACCUGCCUUCUUCCUCUUUAAAUAGUUUUAUCUCUGCCAUCCCUGACAAAAAGGUUAUAGAUAGAACAUUUGGGCUCAGUCCAGGGUUUUACUGGCAGACUGUGGAAACCCAGGAGCGUGUUUGUAAGAGGAGAGAGACCGCACAAGAGCUGCACACAGAGGUAUCAGUUGCACUAGGGUGCAGUGACUUCUACCUACAUCCCCUCAUAACACACUACACCCUCCAGCUUGUCGUGAACUCAGGGCUCGAUGUGUGUGGUCUGCGGCUACUUUAUCCACUGGACAGUUUCCUGAGUGACAGUGCUGAUGAUUUACCAGUUAACCGGGGAGCCAGUGAGACCUGCCUGCCUGUCCUUGCCCUGGCUGUUCGGGGUCCUUAUGCCCACUCAUUGUUGAAGGAUUUAACUAGUUCCUCAGAUCCUCUGCUCCCCAAAAAGACAGAUCUAACUUCUACAUCAAAUCAAGAACCUCCACCCAUCUACUCCCCUCAGCUGGCCAGUCAAGUCCACAGGGAGCUGUGCUUGUGGUUUUCCGGAAGAUUUCAGGGAGGAAGUGCACAGAAUCACAACCAGUCUCUGAACAGAGUUGUGCCUUCGGAUGACAGAGGCAGCCUGUUCAGUCUAAGCAGAUCAUCUGCCUUUCUGUGUGCUACAACUAAAGCUGACAUACUCCUCGUGGUGUCGCCUGUUGUGCCUCCAUGUUGUUAUGGCCAAGUGUUGGCUGUAUGUGAACGUAGAGGAUUCGGUCUGAAGGGGCUGCAGAGACUGCGGCUUCAGAGCCGCGGAGCCGCAGUCCUUGGACUCACCAACCAGCAGGCAAAUGUGUUCUGCAGUCCACCCACUGUGACCCUGGAUCAGGAGGUUCCCUCUCAGUGUCUGGUGUUGAUACUGCGGAAAGAAAAUGCAAUGCACCACAGUGUUAGUCUGCCAGCAGCUCUAAUGAGAGAAUUUAAAGCUCAAAAGCUUCUGGGCUGCAUUCACCUCAGACUUAAUGGUGCUCACACAGUAGAGCCAAGCUUCUGUUUCCACACUGUGCCCUACAGCAGUAACCUGUUCCACAUCUUUGUUAGGUGUAUGUGGACAUUGCCAGAUCCUUCCCGUGUGAUCCUGUCCCAUCAAAAGCGCCUGUCCAGCUCUGAGACAGAGCAGGUGGUGAUUUUGACCCUGUGUGGGCAGGACAUGAGCCAAGGCCUGAGCCUCCUGCACAGAGUGCUGACGGAAGGGCCAGAAGGUGAUGUACUUCAUGCAAGAUUCAAGCUACUUGGUGUGAAGUGGCUGCCUGUGCUGACCCGACUUCAGGCCCAGGAGCUGAGUCCUUAUGAGGUGGGAGAGCAGCCCUGCCACAGCAGCCAGGACAACCUGAUGUCCUCCCCUGCUCUAGUGUGUGCUCUUAGACAGACGGAUGCUUUUGCUUCGCUGCAAGAGUUCCUACCACACAAUUACCCCGGUAACCUGAGUGUCCUGAUGUCACCCACGCCUGAAGUGGCCUUCAGACAAGCCUCCCUCUUCUUCUUUGAGCACGAAAUGAUCCCUGAUCCACAGAUGCAGCUCACUGUGUGUUUGUUCAAGCCAAGAGCCUGGAAUCACGCUCUGACUGAAAUACGCCACAAACUCCAGCAGAGUGGCCUCACGUUGGUGGGCCUGCGAAUAGUGACCCUGGACAAAAGCGAUGCUGCCUCACUACUCCCUGCAGAAAGUGAUCCCUCAGACUCGGAGGCCCAUGUGGACGAGCUGUGCUCUGGUUCCUCGCUGGCUCUCUGCCUCCAGGGAGAGAAUGCUGUGAGGAGGCUGCUGGACGUGCUGGGCUGGGAGGACUCAUCCCUGUGGACAGACUGUUAUGGAUCGGGAUCAUAUCAAAAAGCAAUUGAGGGUGUGAGGAGGCUUUUCCCAGAUGGGCUUUGCUGUACUGAGACCAGCAUAAUGAGACAGGAGCAGAUACUCAGCAUGUGCUCAGACCCUUUAGCCUCUGUGGAGCGUGAACAGAACUGCACACUGGACCUGGUGGCCCAGGAAAAUCUGUCACCUUCAAAUGCAUCAAGGCCAAAUGAAGGGUCCCUGAUAAACAGUCCUCUUUGGCAGACAACCUGUCUUCUGAUGCCCUUAAAUGCCCCUCUGCCCAGCCAAAUGCCACCCCAGCUGGAGAUGCUAGAGCAGCUGCUGAGGUCAGGCUGCCAUCUGGUGGCAGGGAGGAUGAGCAUGUUGGAUAACAAGCAGAGGAAACAUAUCGCAGACAUUCUCCAAGUGUCAUCAAGUGGAGAUGAGAGGAUGACUCCUGACACGGCUCCCUGUCUCAUCAUGGCUCUGCAAGGGGAAAUGAUUGUGACUGGCUUUAACUUAAUCCUUGAAAGGAUUUACAAGGACAGGUCAGACCUAGAAAAAAUGGGGAAAAUGAUGAUCUACCCAGGAAGUGAGAAAGAGGCCAAGCAGCUGAUAUGGUACCUAUUUUAUGCCUUGCCUCCUGAGAGCUGUCAUGCCAUUGUGCCAUAAAAUUCAAAUGUAUACAGACAUUUUCCAUAAGGUGUCUGCUCUGAAAAAUGCAUUUCAUAGCCCUAACUGCUCCAUAGUUGUAGAUUUUUUGCUGGAAGAGAGAAAUAAAUUUAUUUUCCCACA